AUGGAGCCAUCGACAACGGAUAAUCAUGGAUACAAACCUGAAAAAGAGUUCCCCGAAACCGCCUCGGAUCCCGAGUCUGGCCACGACUCAUCCGUCGUGGGUAAGCCGUGGAUGUACAAGCCAUUGAAAUUGGGCCCUUGGAACCUGCCGUAUUUUGCUUCUCCCGAAAUGCAAUUGAUCCUCGUCUCCUUCGUCUGCUUUCUCUGUCCCGGUAUGUUCAACGCGGUCAGCGGACUUGGAGGUGGUGGUCAGGUCGAUACGGCCGAUGUCAGUGAUGCCAACACAGCCCUGUACAGCACUUUUGCCGUCGUCGGUUUCUUCGCCGGUUCCAUCGCCAAUCGAAUUGGUCUCCGGUUGACGCUCUCAUUGGGCGGUUUUGGUUAUUUCCUCUACGUCGCCUCGCUACUUUCUUACAACCACAACAAGAAUGUCGGCUUUCUGGUUUUUGCGGGUGCGAUGCUAGGUGUUUGCGGUGGUCUGCUUUGGUGUGCACAGGGAGCUGUCAUGAUGAGUUAUCCCAACGAGAAAGAAAAGGGUAAAUUUAUCUCGAUCUUCUGGGUUAUUUUCAACCUGGGUGGUGUCAUUGGAAGUUUGGUACCCCUCGGCCAAAACCUGCACUCAGACGCAGGGCGUGUCAACGAUGGCACCUAUAUUGCCUUCAUGGUGCUCAUGGCAGCUGGAUUUGUCCUCGCCUGGGGCCUUGCAGACUCGAAAUACGUUAUGCGCAAGGAUGGCUCGCGAGUCAUUGUUAUGAAGAAUCCCACGUGGAAGUCCGAAUUCAAAGGUCUCUGGGAGACCUUGUUCACUGAUUGGUACAUUGUUCUAUUCUUUCCCAUGUUUCUUGCCAGCAACUGGUUCUACGCCUAUCACUUCAACAGCGUCAACGGCGCCUACUUCAAUAUCCGUACUCGGUCCCUCAACAGUCUUCUCUACUGGCUGAGCCAGAUGGUCGGCGCCUUCGUUUUUGGGCAGACGCUGGACAUGAAAUGGUUUUCACGUCCAGUGCGUGCCCGAAUUAAUUUGUUCCUUCUCUUUGCCAUCACCAUGGGAAUUUGGGGUGGCGGUUAUGCGUUUCAGAAGCAAUAUAUUCGCCCAACAGUCACAGCUACCAAAGACUGGACCGACAGUGGCUAUAUCGGGCCCAUGUUCCUUUACAUAUUUUACGGAUUCUAUGAUGCCGCUUUCCAAACGUGCACCUACUGGUUCAUGGGAUCACUUUCCAACAACAGUCGGAAGCUCGCGAACUUUGCCGGUUUUUACAAAGGUAUUCAGUCCGCUGGUGCCGCAGGAAUGUGGCGAUUGGAUGCCCAGAAAACCCCUUUUAUGACCGAGUUUGCCUCUUGCUGGGCCCUUCUUCUCGCCAGUCUUUUGAUCGCCUCCCCUGUCGUUGUUCUGAAAAUUAAAGACCAUGUCGACGUUGCGGAUGACCUCGGAUUUUCCGACCAAACCGCGCACGAUGUCUCCGGUAUCCCUAUGGAGAACUAUCCAACACCCGAGAAAAAGGAUGAGAAACGAAUUUCUGUCUAG
Messenger RNA from Aspergillus wentii DTO 134E9, 1527 nucleotides. RefSeq names its product unc-93 family MFS transporter. The transcript is spliced from 4 exons. NCBI's taxonomy places the organism in Eukaryota, Fungi, Ascomycota, Eurotiomycetes, Eurotiales, Aspergillaceae. The record is from RefSeq and is a predicted model, not a curated record. Gene Ontology annotation, biological process: transmembrane transport. Bases 1 to 1527 code for a protein of 508 amino acids. Gene Ontology annotation, molecular function: transmembrane transporter activity.